AUGGCGGCAAGGCUUGAAGUGGAUCUUACCUGCCCUGUGUGUUGUGACAUCUUCAAGGACCCCGUACUCCUCUCCUGUAGUCACAGCGUCUGCAAAACCUGUCUGCAGCAGUUCUGGGAGAGAAAAGGGUCCAGAGAAUGUCCCUACUGCAGGAGGAGAUCAUCAAAUGACACUAUGCGCCCAAAUUUGGCAUUAAAGAACCUUUGUGAGACUUUCUUAGAAGAGAGGAGUCAGACACAAUUGUCUUGCAGUCUGCACAGAAGAAAACUCGAGUUCUUCUGUCAAGAUGAUCAGCAGCUCAUGUGUCUGUUGUGUCAAGACAAAUUACACAAAGAUCACAAGUUUUGUCCCAUUCACAAAGCAGCGAUGGAUGCAAAGGAGGAAGUCAUGAUCAAACUUCAGGAGAAACAGAAGGCUUUUCAGAAGGCUAAAGACACCUGCCAUAAAUCAGCUGAGUAUAUUAUGACCCAGGCCAAACACACAGAAAGACAGAUCAAGAAGCAGUUUUUUGAACUUCACCAGUUUCUGCAUGAUGAAGAGGCAGCCAGGAUAGCUGCAUUGUGGGAGGAAGAGGAGCAGAAGAGUCAGAUGAUGAAGGAGAAGAUUGAGAAGAUGGGCAGAGAGAUCUCAUCUCUUUCAGACUCAAUCAGAGCCAUAGAAGAGGAGAUGAAAGCUGAUGACAUCGCAUUCCUGCAGAAUUACAAAAGGACAGUUCAAAGAGCCCAGUGCACACUGCAGGAUCCAGAGAGGGUUUCAGGAGCUCUGAUCGAUGUGGCAAAGCACCUGGGCAACCUGAAGUUCAGAGUCUGGGAGAAGAUGCAGGAGAUUGUUCAAUACGCUCCUGUGACUCUGGAUCCCAACACUGCAGCUGACUCUCUCAUCCUGUCUGAGGAUCUGACCAGUGUGCAAUAUGGUAAUAAUGAGAGGGAGCAGCUUCCUGAUAACCCAGAGAGAUUUGAUCUCUAUCACAGUGUCCUGGGCUCUGAGGGCUUUAACUCAGGGACUCACUGCUGGGAUGUGGAGGUUGGGGAGUACGCACGGUGGAAUGUGGGUGUGAUGACAGAGUUUCUCCAGAGGAAGGGAGACUUUACUUCCAUGAGUGGACGGUGGUUUGUGUAUUAUAGAGAUGGUAAAUAUGGAGCAUGUGCUCCACCACAGCCCUCCAAUCUCCUCAAAGUAAAGCAGACACCCUUGAGGAUCAGAGUGCAGCUGGACUGGGACAGAGGAGAGCUGUCAUUCUCUGACCCUGAUAAUAACACACACCUAUACACUUUCACACACACAUUCACUGAGAGAGUGUUUCCAUACUUCAACAGUGCAUUUAUUCUGAAGAUCUUACCAGUAAAGAUCUCAAUAACAGCGAAGGUUUGA
This is a messenger RNA of Alosa sapidissima (American shad), 1371 nucleotides long. RefSeq names its product E3 ubiquitin-protein ligase TRIM35-like. The record is from RefSeq and is a predicted model, not a curated record. The transcript has 6 exons. Gene Ontology annotation, molecular function: zinc ion binding; protein binding. NCBI's taxonomy places the organism in Eukaryota, Metazoa, Chordata, Actinopteri, Clupeiformes, Clupeidae. The coding region runs from base 1 to 1371 and encodes 456 amino acids.